GCUACAUGUUACCCAAUCGAUUUAAAAGCGGAUAAAGCAAACAGGGCUGACUAAAGUGUUGGCAUAAAUGAACGAUUACGGGCUGAUAAGGAAUAGCCCUUGAAUGCCUGAUUGUAAUAUAUUGGCCCGGUGAUGGCUUAAACCCGGUGACACAUGAGCUUGAAAUUUCGGUGGAAAAGAAAGUGAUUUUAGGGCUCGUAUCUGCGAUUAAAAACAACUUUGUUUUUAAAACACUUGUUUACGACUAUGGACGUUUAAAAUUAACGAUUUUUUUUAAAUAUUUAACACACGUUUCAGUUCCACUAUGAGGAUAUUUUUCUUCGUUAUUUUGGAAUUUUCACUGCUGACAGGCUCAGAGAGUGCGGUGCCAUUAUUCAACUUUCCAAGCAGCACGGUGACAGUAUAUGAGGAUAUAGCAGUAGGUUCCGUUGUGACCAGGUUUUCUGCCACUGAUGAAGACAGUAAUGACCAUCUUGUUUUCCAACUAGCCAACUCUUAUACUCUGGAACAUUUCAACAUCUCCAUUACGCAUGGCGAGGGAACGAACAAUGUUACUGCUGAAGUUCUUACAAAAGCGAAACUGGAUUGUGACCCGCCCAACAAGAUUACCGAACAAGUGAAACUACGCGUAUUGGACAACACUGGAAAUACAAUUGUACAAGGAUUUACACUUUACCUGACUGACGUGAACGACAACGAGCCAGUGUUCCAAGAACCGCCGUAUACUUGGUUCAUAGAUGAGUAUGUCAAUGGAUCGAGUAAUCAAGAGUUUAAAUUUGCCGUGAAGGACAACGACUAUCAACCAUUUGAGAAUGGAGUGCAAUCUAUUCGCUGUGGAAUACAGCCCAACACACAGUCGAACUCAGUUAGCAUUGAGUAUAUGGAGACGUUCGGUAUUAAACCUCUACCGGAGUAUGAUAUUAAAACACAUUCCGCACUUUGUACGGUGUCAGUGAAAGAACCUGCACGGCUUGAUUUUGAAACAAAUACUUACUAUUCGUUCAAGCUUAAUGCUACCGAUCGAAAUGGCAACGGAAGCACCUCUAUAACGGAUCUGGUCAUCCGCAUCCGUGAUAUUCAGGACACACCGCCAUUCUUCACCAGUCUCUCCUAUAGAAAGACCAUCCAAGAAAACGUUGAACCGAAUACUGUUGUCGAGAUCGUAACCGCCAUAGAUGGUGACAGAGGAAUUCCAAAUGCUGUGAAUUACACCUUACAAGAUGGUCCAUGCUCCAGUUUGUUUCAAAUAUCUGACACCGGAAAUAUAACUACUAGGGAAAAAAUAGACAGAGACGAAGGGGAAGUAGCUACCGAAGAUGGAACAUGUGUUCUUAAAGUCAUGGCUGUAGAGAUUGACAAAAACAUCUCAGCGCAAUUUGGCAAUACGAAUUCAUCAGUUGACGUCACAAUUAGUAUAUCCGAUGUGAAUGACAACAUUCCGAAGUUUUCGAAAGAGGUUUAUCAUGCGUCUAUUGAUGAAAACAUGCCCCAAAAUGUACCUAUAACGAUGAUGCCAAUUGAUGACGAAAUCCUAGUUACGGACUUGGACCAGGGUGAUAACUCGCUUAUGCAAUUUUCACUUUUUUACGAAAACGAUACCGAGAGUUUUGAUUUUAGCGUAACUCCAAACAAUAUUCAAAGAAAUGGAACUAUUUUCGUCCGGGUCAACAAUUCUGCAUUCCUAGACUACGAAGAACGACAUAGUGUUAUUAUAAAGGUAAAGGCAACUGAGACUGCAAACUCGAGUCACACUAGCACUACCUUGCUGAACAUCACCAUUAACGAUAUGAACGACAACAAUCCGCAGUUCCUAAACUCGUCGUAUGACUUUGCUAUUCAAGAGAAUCCUGAAAAUGGAUCCGAAGUGGGAAACGUAACGGCAACAGACAAGGAUUCCGAGAAAUUUAACAUAAUCAAAUACACCUUGGCAGGAGGGGACAAUCGAUUUUCCAUAGAUGAAACUACAGGUGUUUUGAAGACAUUUUGUCGGACCAAUUGUAAUAUAGAAUUCGACCGUGAACGAAUUGACACGUUUUACUUAACUGUUACUGCAUCUGAUAAUGGCGGAAGAAUUAACUCGACGUCUGUGAAAGUUACAUUGACAGACGACAAUGAUAACGCGCCAAAAUUUCUACGCAACUACAUUGUUUAUCUGAAAGAGAAUGACAACAGUCACACAAGAUAUAAUGGAACUUCUCUGGUCACGGUUGAGGCAGAGGAUGCCGACGAAAAGGGAAACAACAAUUCGAAAAUUGGUUAUCAUAUUGUGGAAAAGUAUGACCUCACAAACUUGAAUAUCAGUAUUAACGAAACCUCUGGAGCAAUUUAUUUAAACGACCCGAUCGACUAUGAAAUGAUUGAAAAUGACGACGGGAUUGUCACCAUUGUGGUUGAAGCAUGGGAUGGUGGAAACCAAAGUGGUCGUGUAAAUGUAACCAUAUAUGUCGAGGACGAAAAUGACAACAAGCCUAAAUUUAAUGAUACCAUGAUCAGUGGCAUCGUUGACGAGGAUGCAGAAUCGAACAUCACAUACAGGAUGCAUGUUGGAUACGUAUUUGCGAAAGAUGAAGAUGGCACGGAUAGAAAUAGUCGAAUUCAGUAUUUCAUAUAUUCUGGCGCUAUGGAUGACUUCGUUGUGAAUACGACUACAGGAGAAGUCACUGUACAAAUUGGAACAAAGUUACUGGACAGAGAAACAAUGCCACAAUAUAACAUCACCAUCAUAGCAAUUGAUACCGGCUCUCCUCCGUUAACUGGUACCACGGUAUUUAACGUAACGGUCGAUGACGUCAACGAUGAGAAACCGAAAUUCAGGAAUAACAGCUACGAUGUAUCCAUCUUAGAAAAUAAGACCUACAUGACUUUUUUCAUCACAUGCGAAGCAGUUGACCUAGAUGAUGACCACUCUCUUAACUACUCUAUUAUUGAAAUCAGAGGUGUCAAUGAAAAUGGGCAAAAUGUUGAAAAAAAAUUAAUCGAGGAUUACUUUGCAAUACACUCCAAAAACGGAUCUGUUUACGUCAAAAGCGAAGACUCUUUACCAGACAGAGAAGUUGCAGGAGUUAUAGAACUGACAAUUCAAGUGCAGGACGUGAAUGCUGUCCAUAACUUACCUCAGACUGCCACAGCGCUUUUAAGGAUUACAUUGAAAGACGUCAACGAUAACGAUCCGGAAUUUUCAACAGAAAACGAAUAUAAUGUUAGCAUUCCUGAAAAUGCUGCAAAUAUGACCAUCUUGACAACCAUUCGUGCUACGGAUAGAGACUUGAACCGGUCAAUGUCAUACACAAUUUUGAAUGACAUGAUGCCAGGAGCUGCGUUUUACAUCAACGAUAAUGGUGAAAUAAGAAAAAUACACGAACUUGAUAGAGAACAAAACGAGAAUGUUACUUUACAAGUACAAGCAACAGAUGAUGGCAUCCCCCCAAGAAGUUCAACUGCUGGUAUACAUGUCACAAUAACUGACUUUAACGACAACCCUCCUGUGUUUAAAAAGGAAAAAUACGCCACGUCUAUUGACGAGAAUGAAUUCGAAGGAACUAUAGUCAUUACUAUGAAUGCUACUGAUGAGGACGCGGGACCAAAUGCAAAUAUUACUUACAGUAUCUCAAGUGGUGCCGAUGGUGACUUUGAUAUCAAUUCCACAACUGGUGAAAUAUUCGUAGUCAAUAAUUCAAGCUUGGAUCGGGAAAAGAAGGAGCAAUACGUUUUAGAUGUUGAAGCACAAGACAAUCCAGAACGAAAUGAUGAUAGGAAGUUUGCUACACAAAAAGUCACAAUAACUAUCAAUGAUUUGAAUGACAAUGCUCCAACUUUCACGAGGUCGAUUUUCAAUGGCACUAUUCGCGAAGACGCGGACUCGGGGACCAAUGUUUUAACUAUAAUUGCUGAUGAUGAUGAUAAGCCUAGGACCAACAAUUCACAAAUAUAUUACUCAUUCGGAAAUGAUACGGAGCCGGCUGGACUGUUUAAGAUUGGAAGUGACAGUGGAGUCGUAUCUGUAAAUACGUCUUUAAAGGGAUAUGCUGGUGAACACUAUUUGCUAGUUACUGCCAGUGACUUUGGCGAGCCUUCUCUUCAAAAUUCCACAACUGUUGUUAUAAACGUGCGGGAUGUAAACUUGAACCGGCCAAUCAUAUCAAAUAUUCCAGAGAAUAACACAGUUAAAAUAUAUGAGUGUAGCAAAGUGGGAUAUGAGGUCUACAAAUUCAAUUACACAGAUGCCGACAAAGGUCAGAAUGCAAAUGCAACAUUUAACAUUACAGAAGAAAACGAAGGUACAACUUUGCAGACGUUUCAAAUGCGCCCAAAUGGAUCGCUGAUAUUGAGUCAAAGUAUUGCAGACAAACAUAUUACUCAAUAUACAUUUUUUGUUCAAGCAACCGACAACGGUUCACCAGUGCUUUCUUCUGAUAUGCAUAAAAUAACGAUUUAUGUCAUGGACGUGAACAACAACAUGCCUUAUUUCACGAAAAAUACAACUACCUUAAGUGUUAAUGAGAAUAGCCCGGCUGGCACUGUUGUAGGUACAGUGACCGCGAUUGAUGAUGACCGCGACUCCAUGCCUUGCUAUGAAAUUAAAGAAAGUGAAAUGGAAAAUUAUUUCAAAAUCGGACGUAUAAAUGGAACCAUUGUUACAAAUACAACAAUUGAUGCAGAAACGAAUAAAACCCUCACCGUUAAAGUCACUGUUCAAGAUUGUUCUACUGCACUUAAUGCUAGCACCGCUUGUGGAGACGAUGCAGAUAUAAAUUCGUCUAUAAGACCAGACCAGAUUGUUCAAAUAAAUAUCAAUGACGAAAACGACAACCCACCAAUAUUUCCUAAUAAGAAAAUAACUGUUGGCAUGAGAAGAAUAACAGAGGUCGGCACGCCGCUCGCACUGUCCCUUAAGACGGACAAUUAUGUUACAGACAAAGACUACUCCGAAAUAAAUGCUGUUAAUGCAUGGAUAUUUAAAACGGGAGGUACUAUGACUGUUAGUAAUUCGUUAACAGGCAAGGUUAAUCCGUUAAGUGGGACAAACAAAUGCGAAGAUGGUAAAAACCAUGUAUUUUGCGUCAGUAGUAACGGUUCUGUUGUGAACAACAAGUACUUCAGUGAGGACAUGUCGGGAUACUUUAUCCUGCCCGUCGUUGUUUCCGACAAGGCUGGAAACGAUACUGCUGAAAUUAUGAUAUACUUGAUAGGCGAUUCACAGAUUAUGAAAAUGGUCGUGUUCGGAAGCAAAGAGGAAGUGGCUUUAAAGAAGAAUGAUAUUUUGAGUCUGUACAGCAACAUAACAAGACACAGCUUUAUUUACGAUUGGCUGGAGGACCAUAAGAACGGUGAUCGAGUUGACCCUUACAAGACUGACCUGUUUUUCCAUGUGGUUAAUCCAAUAACGCAAAGCAUUCUAUCAGCCGAUGAUGCCCUUCGUUUAGUAGACAGUAAUUCGUAUGCAUUGCUACAAGCACAAUCCCAGUACGACAUUUAUGAGGUUACUAAAUGGGAAGGUAACACAGUAGAUGAAGUCAACUCUAUCAAGACCAUCUACAUUCUUGUUGCAAUAAUUGUCGUUCUUGCUUUGACAGUAGCCAUUAUUAUUUACGUAUCCAUGGUGACUAGGAAUAGAUACAAACGAAAGCUACAAGCGGUGACAGUGAAACCUCAUGAUCAAAAAGAUGGGCUCGUAAAUACAGGAUUUAUACCAGGAAGCAACCACUACUCAAAGCAGUCAAACCCAUUGUUGAAUGCUGAAAUACCCGACAAGGUUCAGUAUGACAAUAUUAGCAUAGGAAGUCAAAACUCGAUCGAUUCAAAUGCGGUUGGUGAGCGAGGUGACGGCCCUAUCUAUGACAAAAUGGAGGAGAAAGGAAUGACGCUUGACAUGUUCAACGAAGACAAGCAAGUGUUUGAAACGAAUGAACACUACCUGGAAGCAGCCCUUAGGCUACACGACCUGCAUAACAUGAAAGACAAGCCAGACAACACAAGCACCGAAGGCAUUUUUUCUCCGGCUGAUGUCGAGAAAUUUGAAUUUGAAAACAAUGCAAAUCUUGAGGGUUUGGAGUCCUCGGAAAUAUAAAAUGUUUUUUGUGACACUUUAUUUAUCGUGGAUGUAUUCAGAUAUAUCCAAAUCUAUUUGACCAUUCGAUGGAUUAUACUGGGGGUUUUUGAAAAGGAAUGUAGAAAUGUGAAAAUGAAUUUUAAAAAAUACUGGACUAGAUAAUAUCUAACGAGAAAGAUAGCGAAUAUUGUAACCCUUUGUCCUAUAUAAGUCGCCAACUUUCAGUUUUCUUGUUUUACCGUUCUUGACAAAAUAUAAACCAUAAUUCAGCUGUACGUGUGUUUGAAAUUACAAAAAUGUAGAAUAAAUAUAUAGAACUUUUUAAA
Mya arenaria is the source of this 6375-nucleotide messenger RNA. RefSeq names its product cadherin-23-like. The transcript is spliced from 36 exons. The record is from RefSeq and is a predicted model, not a curated record. Bases 305 to 6067 code for a protein of 1920 amino acids. NCBI's taxonomy places the organism in Eukaryota, Metazoa, Mollusca, Bivalvia, Myida, Myidae. Gene Ontology annotation, cellular component: plasma membrane. Gene Ontology annotation, molecular function: calcium ion binding. Gene Ontology annotation, biological process: homophilic cell-cell adhesion.